AUGGGUUGCUGCUUCAGCACCCCUAACUCCAACCAAACCCAAAAUGAACCUCAACACCCUCAACCCCACCGUGGAUCCCUUCAACAAAACUGCAGAACCAGAAUCCCACAACCCCUUGAAGAGGAAUAUGUGAAAGAGGUUCUUUCUGAAACACCCAUCUCCAAACUACAACAAAUUCCAACUUUUAAGCCACAGAUGAAGACCCAAUUGCCCGUUAUGCAGCCCCCAGAAGUGCCCGUAAAAAAAGCGUUGGAACCUGAGGAAGUCUCUCUUGUGUCGGAAACAUGCAGCAACGGUGAGAGUUUCUCCACCACCACCACCGCCACCACCACGGUCACGGAAAUCCGAGAAGAUGAAGCCACGAGCAAGAGAAGCAACGCAACUCGGAACCGGAAGCGUUCCUACGCCGUGGACGGCAAUAGAAUCAGCUCCAGGGAGCGGAGGCAGAAAUCUCCGGCGAGAAAGCCAGAAAUUCCGGUGAGGUCACGGCCGGUUCCCCGGAGAGAAUCUGAUCAGGUACGCCGUCUUUCCGGCGGGGGUUCCAUCCGACGGUCGAGGUCACCAUCGCGUGGAGGCCGGAGUAAUAUCCGACCGCCGACGCGACAGGUUCCGGUGACUAAAGAUGCCGUGCAGAGAAACGAAGGCGUUUCGGUGAAGGAGUCAUUAGAGAACCCACAUGUGUCAUUGGAGUGCUUUAUUUUUCUGUAG
Molecule: messenger RNA, 708 nt
Organism: Vigna umbellata (rice bean)
Lineage: Eukaryota; Viridiplantae; Streptophyta; Magnoliopsida; Fabales; Fabaceae
Source: RefSeq, a predicted model, not a curated record